AUGUCACUGAAUCUGGAAGUUCUAAAUGAUUGGGUUAGAAAUUACAUAAAAAGCUUGGCAUGUAAGGCACAUCAUAAAGUUGAGCCGAUUCACAUCUUUCUAACAGGAAGUGUAGGUUGUGGAAAGUCCUACUUGAUAACAACAAUUUCUGACAUGCUAAAAAAAGCACUUUCUUAUCGUGCAGGGAACUUAGAAAAGAAUAAAAUUCUCAUUUUAGCGCCCACUGGUGUUGCUGCCAUCAAUGUAGAGGGAAAUACAAUACAUUCAGCCUUAGGUAUACCAGUUGAUAGAAGUUUUACUAAAAACAUUUCUAAGUUGAGUGAUAAAAAGAGAUGCAUGCUGCGAAAUAGGCUUUCAGAGCUAAGCAUUAUCGUAAUAGACGAAAUCUCAACGGUUUCAAACAAGCUAUUUUUGCAUAUUCACCAACAGCUAACUGAGAUAUUUGGAUGCUCAGAUGAUAUUCCAUUUGCAGGAAUAUCUGUUAUAGCAUGUGGGGAUUUCUAUCAACUUCCACCAAUUCAAGCAAGACCAAUUUAUGCAGACUACAAAGAUGUACUGUUAAAUCUUUUGCAUUGCUGGAAAUAUUUUAAGAUUGCUGAACUGACGGAAGUUAUGAGACAGCGUGGUGAUCAAUGUUCAAUUGAAUUAUUAAACAAUAUCAGAGUAGGGAAAUUAGAAACGCGACACGAAGAUGUACUGAAAUCUAAAUUUAUUUUGCAAAAUGACCCGAACUACCCCAAAGAUGUGAUUCAUAUCUUUGCUGAAAACCAACCUGCCUCUGAACACAACAAAAAUAUGCUAAACAGCAUAGCAUUGGAUGAAAUAAAUAUCGAGGCCAUUGACAAAAUUCCAGAAAAUAAUCCUGUGUCAAUGGUGCAAAAACUCUAUAGCCGCAGUCAAAUGGAGACAGGUGGACUAGCUCAAAACCUUCUUUUAAAACUUAACGCGUUAGUUAUGUUGACAACAAAUAUUGAUAUAUCAGAAAAACUUAUUACCGGACAGAUUGGGACUAUUCAUCGUAUAAAAACCGAUGGAUUAGGAAAAGUAACAAAAAUAUAUUUGAAAAUGAAAGACAAAAGUACAGGAGUUAAAGCUAUGAGAACAGAUCCAUAUGCUAUGCAAGAAAAUGUUAUUUCAUUAAGUAGGAUUGAAAAGAAAAUCAAAUUUAAUAAACAUAAUCUAGCUGCACUAACAAUAAAACGAAUGCAAUUCCCACUAAUGUCAUGGACUUGUACUGUUCACAAGGUUCAUGGAAAAACGUUUAAAAAAAUUGUUGUUUGUUUUGAUUUAAUAAGGCAACGAGCCUUUCACUCAGGACAAAUCUAUGUCGCAUUAAGUCGAGUCACAAGUUUAGAAGGUUUAUACCUAACGGGGACAUUUUCCAGAUCAGCUAUUAAAUCAGACACACGAGCAACCAAGCAAUACAAUUAUAUGCGAGCACACUCAAAAUUGACAUUAAAAGAUACUGGCGUAAUUAGUGGAAAUUCUAUAAUAGUAACUUUGCUUAAUACAAGAUCCUACAACAAACAUAAAAACGAUAUUAAGUCCGACCGCGUUUUAAUGGAAAAAUGA
This is a messenger RNA of Hydractinia symbiolongicarpus, 1572 nucleotides long. RefSeq lists its product as uncharacterized. The transcript is spliced from 2 exons. The coding region runs from base 1 to 1572 and encodes 523 amino acids. Gene Ontology annotation, biological process: DNA repair; telomere maintenance. The record is from RefSeq and is a predicted model, not a curated record. Gene Ontology annotation, molecular function: DNA helicase activity. Lineage: Eukaryota; Metazoa; Cnidaria; Hydrozoa; Anthoathecata; Hydractiniidae.